CCGGGACUUUCCUCACGGUUACGCUCGCGUGGAGAGCGUAUGAUGCAAUCUCCAGGCAACUCUCCUCCCCGAUGGGAUGAAGUCAUGCUUGGCACGGAGAGGGGAGCCCGGGGAGAGGGAGACAGGCCUCUGCUCCCCUAGUAGCCAGCCUGCUUCCUGGUGGGGGAGUGACAGGCCCUCCUCCCUGCCUAGUUCCCAGUGAGGCAGCAGUAAGGGCAGAGGGAGAGAGCUACAGCCACAUACCCUCAUGCUAAGAGAAGUGUAAAUAGUGACCUAGAAAUCAACAAGAGGAUGAUUGAGGCCUAGAGCACAAAAUCGAAUAACCGCUGCAGCAAGUUAAUUUGUUUGCAAAAUGUGUAGUUGCCGUACACAAGCUUUUAUUGGGCCUUUUUGGAAAUGGAAGAUCCCGUCAUUCAAAGACACCAGCAAGCAUUGUUAGGCCUUAACUGGAACACUGAACUCAGUUUGGGGGCCUCAGUCUUCAAAAAACAGACUCAAGUGAAGCAAGUUCAAAUGACAGCAGAUAAAAGGUUCAACUUGCCCUUGAUCCAUGUGAAGAUUUGCUGGCAAUAUAUUAUAGAAACUAUUAACAGUUUUUCACCAACUCUAACAAAUCAUAUUGUGGUGUUAAAGAAGAGUCUGUCCAAAUGAGCAAAACAUCACAGCAGAACACCACUACAGAAGCAAACGGGAUAAGUGUGAUUCACACACAAGCGCACACCAGUGGUUUGCAACAGGUUCCUCAGCUGGUGCCAGUUAGUCCUGGUGGUGGAGGCAAAGCUGUGCCUCCAAGCAAGCAGGGCAAAAAGAAUUCCUCUGUGGAUAGAAACAGUGAUGAAUAUCGCCAACGGAGAGAGCGCAACAACAUGGCAGUGAAAAAGAGCCGCUUAAAAAGCAAGCAGAAAGCACAAGAUACACUGCAGAGAGUCAACCAGCUAAAAGAAGAAAAUGAACGUUUGGAGGCAAAAAUUAAGCUCCUGACAAAGGAGCUUAGUGUACUUAAAGAUUUGUUUCUUGAACAUGCACACAAUCUUGCAGACAAUGUGCAACCUCUUGGCACUGAAAACACCACCACAAACCCAGAUAACACUGGACAGUAGAUGCAAUCCCCAUACUCCACAACCUCAUGGACUGAACAUUAGAGUUUCAACCCUCUCUGACUACUCAUUCAGUACAGAGAAAGAAUGCUGGUCUAACAUUUUAAUCAUCAUCUUGUGGGUAUUUUUUCUCCUCUUAGGUUUAACACUGAAGAUUUGAUACAAAUAAAAUGUAAACUGUUUUGAAUAUAUUUUUAAAGUGUUAAAUAUUCUUUGCUCUAAAAGGUUUGGCUAAAAUAAUUUAACCAAGUAAAUAUUAUCUAACUGGAUAAAAUCAGGAGCCUGAUAUCAGUGAAAUUGAAUUUCUACAGUAAUGUACAUUCACCAUAUUAUAUUUUACAUAUUGUAAGGCAGGGAUGGGGAACCUAUGGCCGGGGGGCUGAAUCCAGCCCACAGGCUCUGCCUUGCAGUGGAAGAAAGCGGCUCUGUGCUGGGAACAGCCACACACAGGAAGAUCUGUCCCUGUACUGGUUUGCAGGCUCUACCCAGUUGCUCCCAUUGGCUGCCCCAGGUAGUCCUCCAGCCCAGACCUCCACACCGCCACCCACAGUUUGCUCCUGUGCCCCUCUCCCCCUACACUGUAGCCUGCUCUUGCACCUUCCCACCCCGCUCCUGCCUAGACCCUGCAUCCCUAUCCUGCUCCUGCACCCUCCCUCUUGCCCAGACCCUGCAUUCCCAUCCCAUUCCUGCACCCUACCUCUUGUCCAGACCCUGUGGCUCCAGCCCAUUUCUGCACCCUCCCUCUUGCCUACAUCCUCAUCCCCAGAAGUUCCCUACCACACACUGAACCCCUAAUUUUUGGCUCCAUCCCCCUGUGCCUUGGGGGGUUCUUAAAAUCUACUAGCCUCAGGCCCCCAGAAGGGAUAAGCUGGCACUGGGGGAAAGCUUUGAGCCUUGGCACUCCCCCAUGGAGCUGGAGCACAAGGGAAACCCUGGUGCCCCAAGUUGCAUGAGUGAGGUGAGUGUUCCCCUUUUUUCUGCUUAUUCAUUGGGGGCCACAUCUGUGAGACUUCUGAUUUUUCUGUGGGUCAGUGGCCCAUGAUCCAAAGAAGGUUCCCCACCUUGGUUGCAAGGAGCACAACUGUACAGCCUUUACUGUAAUACUAAUUGAUAAUUGGAUGAAAUAUGUUAAAUGUCCUUUAACAUUUAUUUCUUAAUCAGUCUGUUUUCUACAUUGUGUAUUAUAACCCUAACACCAUGACAGAAAUUUGCUUUCUGCUUUGGUGAGUUGCUUCAAAUGUGUAGCACAAGCCCUUGUCCAAGAUAGUUUAGAUCUCUCUUAAUCAUAGUUAAUGGGGAGUGCCUACUAACAGUGCCUAGUAAUGGUGAGCCAGGGUGCUUACUAAUGUUUUCUAAAGACUACUACAUUCUUUGAGAGACAUUGUAAUGUAAUGUAUGAGAACUGACGUACACAGAAAAUUGGCUCACAACAUGUAAAUGGCUAUCUGGAAGUAUGUAUAGGAGGUUAAGUAGAACAACAUUUUAUUUUUAUAACCCCUUUAAGCCUGUGUUAAACAUGCUAGCAUUACUCAUGUGGUGACGUUGGGUCCUUAAUAGCAUCAUGUUUUGGUCUCCUGAAAAUGUUUAAGUUCUGUAAAUUAUUGCUCACUAGAAUCAAGCUGCUGCCAUUACGCAGCUAUCAGGAUGCGACUAUGUACAUGCAUUGACUAAAGCAAUGAAAGGGCUAAUGCAGAACAUUUUUUCAAUUGCAAUGUAUAGACUACUUGAUCCUUACUACCACUGCCACAAUAUCAAUUAUAUGGCUGUUUAGUUUAGCAACUGCUAUCCUGCAGAAAUCCAUAGUAAUUUUAAAAAGAAAUAUCCCAAGUUCGAAUAACUGAUGCAGCAGUCUUGCUAGAGACACCAUUGCCAUGCAAAGGAGUAUCUUGAAUCUUGUUUUAUUUUGAUGAAACAGUUUGUCUUAAUUUUUUUAAAUUUGAUGGUAAGUCCCUUACCUUGACCCAUAAUGCAGCAGUAUGUAUUAUACUGAGGAGUCAAACUAGAAAAGUGAAGCAGGAACUUUGAUAUAACCUUAAUUUAUUUUCAUUUUAAAAUGUUCCAUUUAUGGUAUGUGUGUUACAUAUAACCUGUGUGUCUGGCUAGUGAACUAGAAGCUUAUUUUAAUUUUUCUCCUACACCUCUUGUUUCCAUACUUGACUUUGUAGUAUGAUUGUGCGUAUUGUUAUGUAUUUAGGAGGAGAACUUGGGUAAGAUCUUGGUAAGAUGCUAAAUUAAACAAUAAAACUGUCAAAAAAUCUAUUUUGAGGUUAAACUUUUACUGCAAAGGUCAUCAACCAUGAAAGACUUUUACAGAUUGCCCUAAUUUAUGGAAAUCCUUUUACAGAGAAGUCUUCUGGUUCUAGUCAUAGCUUAAGUAGGUAGGGUUAAAAUUAAUAAAACUGUUUUGCCUCUGA
Molecule: messenger RNA, 3511 nt
Organism: Pelodiscus sinensis (Chinese soft-shelled turtle)
Lineage: Eukaryota; Metazoa; Chordata; Testudines; Trionychidae
Source: RefSeq, a predicted model, not a curated record